UUCCACUUUGGUUCCCUCAGUUCAAGCGUGGAAACCCAAAGCACUGAUCUGGAAAACAUCAGAAUGAGACGCUCUGUCAGCCGUUUGUGUCCCAUGUUCCUCUACCUUGCUGUGUGUUGGGGUCAGAGGUCAAACACAAACGAUGGCCGUGAGUCCUGCGCUCACUGUGACCUCCAGCUCUGCUGCAAUUGUUCGUUUAGUGGGUUCACCCGGGUUCCUAAAGUUACGGAUGAUGUUCUGGUUCUGGAUCUCUCCUUCAAUAACAUCUCUGAAGUGACUGACGACGACCUGAGAGGUCAUGCAUCCCUGAGGGUUCUGGACCUCCAAGGGAACAGACUGUCCUCCAUCCAUCCAUCAGCGUUCGACUCCCUGUGGAGCCUGGAGGAGCUGGAUCUGUCCGACAACCGGCUGACCGUCCUUGACCCCCGGUGGUUCAGCGAGCUGGGAGCUCUGCAGCAGCUCAACCUGCUCAACAACCCGUACAGUCGUCUGGGUUCUUCUCCUCUGUUUGAGGGACUCGUCAGACUGAGGAUCCUGGAGUUUGGAGGUCCGGUUCAGGAAGAACUGAAGACAGGAGACCUGAAAGGGGUCACUCAGCUGGACCGACUUACCGUGCGCGCCAACAAUCUGAUCAGAUAUGAACGUGGUACCUUGGCAGAGAUCUGGCCUCUGGGUGGCGUCACCUUAAACCUUCACAGACCUUUUUUGACCGACCCGGCCUUGGUCUCAGCUGUCCUCAAUGACGUGUUGAGUCCUGAGACGCACUUGACUUUGGAAGACGUCCAUUUGACGUCAAAAAUUCCCGCUCAGGUCUUCAGAGACACACACAUCAACAGGAUCAGAUACAUGUCGUUCCGGAAUGUCACCAUCUCUGAUGAGUCGGUGGUCGACUUCCUGACGGCCAUUAACGGGUCACCCCUGACCUCUCUGUCCAUAGACGGUCUGACUGUGACCGGGGAAGGAAGGUGGACUCGUGCAAACUGGACUGACCUGAGAAGCAUGGAUGAAUUCCUGGUCAGGAACCUGGUGCUGCAGGAUGUGUUCACAUUUUUCCUGAUUGGAAACCUGUAUUUUUUGGUCCAGAACCAGCGGAAACUGUCGUUCAUAAAUUCCCAGCUCUUUCUACUGUCCUGUUACUCAACCAGACUGAUGAAGGAGGUCCAAUACCUGGACAUGUCGGACAACCUGCUGACAGACCUGACUCUGGGGUACAUGCUGUGCGACGGAGAAGAAACGCUGCCGGAACUCAGAGUUCUGAACAUAAGUGGAAACAACCUGAAGUCUUUGCCCACGAUAAGCCGGCUGGCAGCAAGACUCACCAAACUGACCCACUUAGACAUCAGCAGAAGCGGCUACAGCUCCAUGCCCCCCAGCUGCGCUUGGCCCGCCACUCUGCGACACCUCAACAUCUCCAGUGCCAAGCUGACGACCACAACGCCGUGUCUUUCCACAAGCCUGGAGGUUUUGGAUCUAAGCAACAAUGAUCUGAGAAGCUUCACUGUGACCCUGCCUUUGCUGAGGGAGCUCCACCUCUCUGGGAACAAGUUCCUGAAGUUUCCUGAUGGACGCCUCUUUCCUAAUCUGCAAACGCUGGCGAUAUGGUCCAACACCCUGAACCUGUUUGGUCGUUCGGACCUCCAGUCAUACAGGCGGCUGGAUAAACUGCAGGCAGGCCAGAACAAGUUCAUCUGCUCCUGUGACUUUGUCGGCUUCCUCCAGUCGCUCCUCAAAGGAGGCGGAGACGCCACGUUGACCGAUAAAGAGGACAGCUACCGCUGCGACUCCCCUCUCUACCUGCAGGGGGAGUCUGUGAGCACAGUCCACCUCUCCAUCCUGGAGUGUCAUCAGCUUUUGUUUGUGUCUGUGAGUUGUGGCGUGGCGUUGCUCCUCGGCAGUUUGUUGUGCGUCCUGUUGUGGCGGCUUCACGUCUUCUGGUACCUGAAGAUGAUCUGGGCGUGGCUCAAGGCCAAGCGUAGCUCCCAGCAGCGACAGAGACGCAGAAACGAUGAAGAAUCUGAAGCUCUGAUUUCCUUUGACGCCUUUGUUUCCUACAACGACAGAGAUGCCAGCUGGGUGGAGAACUUCCUGGUACCGGAGCUGGAGGAGCCGAGCAGUGACUCUCUCCAGCCGCUGACUCUCUGUCUCCACAAACGGGACUUCCUUCCUGGCCGGUGGAUCGAGGACAACAUCAUGAGCGCCAUCGAGCGAAGUCGGCGGACUGUGUUUGUCCUCUCUGAGAACUUCGUCAGGUCGGCCUGGUGUCGCUACGAGCUGGACUUCUCCCAUUUCCACCUCUUUGACGCCGGCGGAGAUGCGGCCAUCUUGAUCCUGCUCGAGCCGAUGACCAAAGACGACGUCCCCAAGCGUUUCUGCAAACUCCGCAAGCUGAUGAGCUCCACCACAUACCUGGAGUGGCCUGGAGAGGAGGCGCAGAGGGAGGAAUUCUGGAGGAGUCUUCGUAAUGCUUUGAGGGGAGAGUAGAACGCUUUAAAGGACAAAUUUAUUUCCUAAGAGAACAAACACAAAAUUCCCCAGUUUAGCCUAAAACUGAAUCUCCGAGUGUUUCAAUCAUGCUGGAAACGGCCUCCAGGGGGAGCUGUCGUUUCGUUAUACGGGUUUCAUUAAGAAUAGAUAAACUUUUUCAAACGGCA
This is a messenger RNA of Oryzias latipes (Japanese medaka), 2651 nucleotides long. Its product is annotated as toll-like receptor 2. Gene Ontology annotation, molecular function: transmembrane signaling receptor activity; protein binding; triacyl lipopeptide binding. Gene Ontology annotation, biological process: inflammatory response; immune response; toll-like receptor signaling pathway. Gene Ontology annotation, cellular component: signaling receptor complex; plasma membrane. Lineage: Eukaryota; Metazoa; Chordata; Actinopteri; Beloniformes; Adrianichthyidae. The record is from RefSeq and is a predicted model, not a curated record.